This is a messenger RNA of Trichomycterus rosablanca, 2534 nucleotides long. RefSeq names its product serine active site containing 1 (gene serac1). The record is from RefSeq and is a predicted model, not a curated record. Gene Ontology annotation, molecular function: protein binding. Lineage: Eukaryota; Metazoa; Chordata; Actinopteri; Siluriformes; Trichomycteridae. Bases 87 to 2054 code for a protein of 655 amino acids. The transcript has 17 exons.
UGAAGGUGUAGAGGGAGGUUAUACAGGGGGCUGAGGACUCAGUUUUCUCUAAAAUACCUCAAACACACGUUACUCUGCACAACAAGAUGUCUGUAGCUGUUUUGCGGUUGAUGCCUUGUCGUAGACUAAGCACAACUGGUCCAGGCCUAAGAAAAGCAAUUGCAUGGAAAGAUGUUCGAAAAAUAGCUAAAGUAACCGGUGCUAUUGUACUGGGCGGCUGUGUUUUUAUCACUUAUGAGGUCGUCAACUUGAACAAGGCGGUCACCAUCGACACUCAAGCUAUUCUACAAGAGAAACAGAAGUCUUUUAUCUACCUAACCCCCAUCACUAAGGUAGAACAGGAGAUCCUAAGCACCAAUUUCACGUAUAAAGCCAGAAAGGAACUCCAUAAAGCAGCAAAAAAACUUAUUGAACUAUCAUCUAAAGUCUUCCGUCGUCCCCUGGAUGAGAGUCUAAGUCACAUGGAUGCAGAUCCACAUGAGUUCGCUUUGUGGGUGCUGUUAAAGAGGACCCGUUCUGCCAGUCAGUCAGAGCGCCUACAGGCUGUCCAGGACCUGGCACACACUCAGUGGCAGGAUUACCAGUACCAGACAGCAGCCCAGUCUAUAGACCAGCGCACGGCUAUCGGCCUGGCUCGCGCUCCUAACGUGAACCUACGCUUCUUCCUCUCCCCGCCCGCUCUUCCUGAAGUGCAGGAUGAGUUUCUGAUAGAGGACGGUCUGAGGCAGCUGCUGGCCUCUCUGCCCCAGUCAGAGGUGGAUCAGUGUGUGCAGUAUUUCACCUCACUGGCUUUGAGAGAGAGCAACCAAUCAAUGGCUACACAAAGGGGUGGGCUGUGGUGUUUUGGCGGGAAUGGACUGCCAUACGCGCAAAGUCUUACAUCCAUCCCCUCAGAGAAGGUGGAGUCUUUCUGCCUGCAGGCUCUGGUGCAGCACUCGAAGGUUAAGAGUCACUGCGAUCACAUGGUGGCUAACGGAGGGCUGCAGCUCUUACAGAGAGUUUACCAGCUUCGGCGCGACUCACAGAAGAUUCAGCGCAACAUCGUGCGCGUCAUCGGAAACCUGGCGCUCAACGAGAACCUGCACACGGCCAUCGUGCAAUCAGGUUGGGUGUCUGUCCUGGCUGAGAUGGCACAGUCUCCUCACAUCCUACAGGCCUCCCAUGCUGCCCGUGCUUUAGCAAACCUGGACCGAGAUGCAGAGCUGCAGAAGUACCAAGAUGGAGUCUAUGUUUUACAUCCACAGUGUAGAACCGGCCAGCCCAUAAAAGCAGACGUCCUGUUUGUCCACGGCCUUCUGGGUGCUGCUUUUAAGACGUGGAGACAAAAGGACUGUGAUCUAACGGAGGAAAAAUCAGGAGAAUCAGAAGAUUACACCGAGUGCUGGCCCAAGUCCUGGUUGGCAGCGGACUGCCCCCACCUCAGAAUCCUGUCCGUAGAGUACGACACGCACCUCAGUGACUGGAGAUCCAAGUGCCCUGCUGAAAACCAAAGGAAGUCUCUGGCGUAUAGGAGUGGAGAGCUGCUGAAGAAGCUGAAGGCUGCCGGAGUCGGAGACAGACCUGUGGUUUGGGUGGCACACAGUAUGGGAGGUCUGCUUGUGAAGAAGAUGCUUCUUGAUGCAUCUAAGGAUCCUGAGCUGAGUCCCUUGGUCAAGAACACGAAGGGUCUGUUGUUCUACAGCGUACCCCAUCGUGGCACGUUUAUGGCAGAGUACUCUGUAAACGUGCGGUAUCUCCUGUUCCCCUCCAUAGAAGUGAGAGAGCUCUGCAGAGACUCUCCAGCCCUGCGGGACCUGAAUGAGAAUUUCCUCAACAUGGCAGAAGAGAACGAGUUCAAGAUUCUGAGCUUCGCUGAAACCUUGCCUACGUCUGUCGGUCCAAUGCUGAAUAUAUUAGUCGUUCCUGCUCAGUCGGCAGAUUUAGGUGUCGGAGACCUGAUUGAAGUGGAUGUCAAUCAUCUCAACAUCUGCAAACCUGAGAAGAAGGACACGUUCCUCUACAAGAGCAGCUUACAGUUCAUCCAGGACGCUCUCAAAGAGCAAAUACAAAACUGAAUCCUUCCGAAUGUCAAGUCGCACGUCCAGAUCUUCCAUACGAGCCAUCGAUAUGAGAAAUGAACCAAGAAUUAUGGACUAGAUAUAAAAGAGUCAUUCUGAAAUUUGUAAACACGGUUUUGAAGAAAUUAUUGUACAUGAUGCCUCGAUAUUUUACACUUAACUAAUUAUCCUUAACUUAAACGGUAACAUCUUAAUUUUUAAUGUUUGAUAUACAGAUUUGUUUUGCUGAUACUGUGUCCAUUCGUGUAAUCCCUUUUAACUCUGCCCAUCAUCUAACUCUUAUUUAUUUUAUUUAUUCUGCCAGCCAGGUGGAGCAUCCCCGACUCACCAUACGUUUGGUCGAACUACCUCAAAUGUACAAGACUUUAACUGUAUAAAGUAUUUUCACGCAUCAGUAAUAACUAUUAAACCUGUUAGAAUCUUGCCAAAACGUGUUAUCAGAACCUGAGCACAACAAAUAAAAUGUUUGUCAUUUCA